Molecule: messenger RNA, 1656 nt
Organism: Plasmodium vinckei vinckei
Lineage: Eukaryota; Apicomplexa; Aconoidasida; Haemosporida; Plasmodiidae
Product: tRNA N6-adenosine threonylcarbamoyltransferase, putative
Exons: 1
Coding region: 1-1656 (551 amino acids)
Biological process (GO): tRNA threonylcarbamoyladenosine modification
Cellular component (GO): cytoplasm; EKC/KEOPS complex
Source: RefSeq, a predicted model, not a curated record
AUGGGUGAGGUUACAAAGAAAAGAAUGUAUAUCUUAGGAAUGGAAGGGAGUGCUAAUAAGUUAGGGAUUAGUAUCAUCGAUGAAGAGAUGAAGAUACUUGUAAAUAUGAGAAGAACUUAUGUUUCAGAAAUUGGGUGUGGUUUUAUUCCUAGAGAAAUAAAUGCUCAUCAUAAAUAUUAUAUAAUUGAUAUGAUAAAAGAUUGUUUAAAUAAAUUAAAAAUAAAAAUAACAGAUAUAGGAUUAAUAUGUUAUACUAAAGGACCUGGUAUAGGUUCAGCAUUAUAUGUAGCAUACAAUAUAUCAAAAAUAUUCUCUUUACUUUUUAAUAUACCUGUUAUAGGAGUAAACCAUUGUAUUGCUCAUAUUGAAAUGGGAAUUUUUAUUACAAAAUUACAACAUCCUAUUAUUUUAUAUGUUAGUGGAAGUAAUACACAAAUUAUUUAUUAUAAUGAUUAUAAAAAAAAAUAUGAAAUAAUUGGAGAAACUUUAGAUAUUGCUAUUGGUAAUGUUAUUGAUCGAUCUGCUCGAAUUUUAAAAAUUUCAAAUUCACCAUCCCCUGGCUAUAAUGUAGAAUUAUGGGCUCGAAAAAAAAAACUUUUAAGACUGUUACGCAAAAUGGAGGAAAGGGAAAAUGGAAGCCCAAUUCAUACAAACGAUGGCAACAACGAGAGCGAUGUUUUGACUUCCAAUUCAAAGGAUGUCUCUUCAUCAAAGCUUAGUAAAAAAGAAAAUGCAUCACAAUCUUUAUAUUACAAUGAACUACUACAAUUCCCUUACACAAUCAAAGGUAUGGAUAUAUCCUUUAGUGGUUACGAUUUUUAUAUUAGUAAGUAUUUUUCAAAAUAUAUAAAUAAAAAUAGUAAAAAAGGUAAUCCACAAUAUAAAAAAAGUAAUAAGAAAAAAGGAACUAGCCAAAUUACUAAAGAAGAAGAUAAUAAUAAAAAACAAAAAAUAAAUGAUGAUACUUCUUCACAAAAUGAUGAUAUAGUCUUAGAAGACGAACUAGAUCAAGAUUCCACAGAUAGUGUUGACGAUUCUAUUAAAAAUAAUAACAAGAUUAAUCAUAAUAAACAAACAGAAAUAGAUAAAAAUAAUGUAAUGCCUAAUUAUAAUUUCCUACAUGGAAUGAAAGGAAGUUCAUAUUACGAAGAUAAUAUUAUUUAUAAAAAUGAAAAUAAACAAAAUUAUGGUCAAAAUAAUGAAUACUAUGAUGAUAAUUGUUCUAUAGAAACGAGCUCUGAUUAUUAUGAAAAAGAUUUAGAUGAAAUUUCAGCAGAUGAGAUUGAAGCUACUAAAUUAACUGAUGAAGAAAAAAGAAAAAUUCAAAUAUGCUAUAGUUUACAACAUCAUAUAUUUAGUAUGCUUAUUGAAAUAACAGAAAGAGCUAUUUCAUUUACAAAUAGUAAAGAAGUAAUUAUUGUAGGGGGUGUAGGAUGUAAUGUAUUCCUUCAAAAUAUGAUGAAAAAAAUGGCAAAACAAAAAAAUAUAAAAAUCGGAUUUAUGGAUCAUAGUUAUUGUGUUGAUAAUGGUGCUAUGAUUGCUUAUACUGGAUACUUAGAAUAUUUAAAUUCGAAAAAAAAAGAAAAUUUCAAUUUUGAAAAUAUAUCUAUUCAUCAGCGUUACCGAACAGAUGACGUCUUUGUCACGUGGCGAUAA